Molecule: messenger RNA, 631 nt
Organism: Leptomonas pyrrhocoris
Lineage: Eukaryota; Euglenozoa; Kinetoplastea; Trypanosomatida; Trypanosomatidae
Exons: 1
Coding region: 107-631 (174 amino acids)
Biological process (GO): SRP-dependent cotranslational protein targeting to membrane, signal sequence recognition; SRP-dependent cotranslational protein targeting to membrane
Cellular component (GO): signal recognition particle, endoplasmic reticulum targeting
Molecular function (GO): 7S RNA binding
Source: RefSeq, a predicted model, not a curated record
GCAAACGAAGUGAAUGUGAAGGCCCCUCGAGUUCAUCGAGCAAUCUAAAAGAAUAUUAAUUUAAGUAUCUUUGUUUUGCGUCUUGAACAGUAGCUCAGUGAUCUUAAUGAAAGCGGCGCAGGCAUCAAUGCAGCAGCAGCAGCGCGGACCCGUUAUGCGUCCUGUGCCGGCCAACUACAACAAGAAAGCCUAUCAGACCCUCUACCCCCAGUACAUCGACUCCAGCUUGACUCCAAGCGAAGGCCGCCGACUUACAAAGGAGCAGGGGGUAGAAAACCCCUCGAUGGACGAGAUGCUGCUCGCGUUGCGUGUUUUAGGCUAUAAAGACGUUGUCGUCGAGCCGAAGGCUUCCUAUCCACGCAGUCAGAGCACCAGCAAGUUCCCGAUGGUGCCCCGUGGGUGCAUCAAGGUGGCUGUUAAAACCCCGAUGGAUGAGCACUACAUCAAAAUGAGUGAUUUCGACACACAGACGCGCAGCGCGGUGGUGGCGGGGAUUGAAAGCAAACAGGAGUUGCUGCGCCGCAUGGCGGCUCUGAUUAAGGAGAAGGUGCCGGAGAGGCCGAAAAUGAUCACGGUGGAGGAGAUCAUCGCCGCGUACAGUCCGAUGCAGCAGCCGAAGGUGAAGAAGUGA